GUGGGAACUCUCAGUUGAGUUUUGAACUUCAACAGGUGUUGAAUACGCGCUAGACUAGAAAGCGAUCCCACGAUCAAUCGACUCGCGAUCAAAAACCAAUAUUUGGAUUACCCCGCUUCACUUUGAGAAAAGUUGUCUGCAAGCAGACCGCUCAUAAGUUUGCCCAUCUACAGGAAAAUGAGUCGCCAGUCGACUUGCAGGCUAGUCCUGCUGCUAGCCUUUACCCUGGCACUCAUCCACGCCAGCCACUCAAAUACCGUGGGCCCCAAGAUCCACUUCAUUCAUGACGAUCUGACGGAAAACGAGCUGAACUCCGGAGAGGAUGUGAGCCCGGCCGAGAGUCUGCCCAAGAUCUCCACCCCCAAGGUAAAGGAUUUACCCGUGGAAACGACCACCAAGAGCCCCACAAAGAAAACAACGUCCGCCGGCACCGAGAAGUCCCUCAGCGAGGAGGCCCUCAAGGAUCUGAUGGAGGCGGCCAAGCACAGCCAGGCUUUGGCUGAUGAUCCGCACUUCAACAAGAUGCUCAAUACCACCGUCACCGCCGGGGAGAAGAACUCCACCGAUACCGACGAUAGCGAAUACUAUGCGUACGAUGAUGAUUACAACUAUUUCGAUGAGGAGACGGACACGACCUCCACCAGUCCCAAGAAGGCAAAGAGCAACCCCAAGCUGCAGCCCAUUGUGGAUGCCACCAUCUCGAAGUCCAAGAUCAAGACCAACGACCAAAAGACCAAAGAGAGCACUAACGAUAUCGACAGCGACUCUCAAUAUGAUUACGACGAGAACCUGGAUGAUGAUGAUGACGAGGACGAUGACGCUGACGACCUUUUGACCGAUGAUGAGGAAGUCGUCUUCAGCGAGGACGUGCCUUGUCCUAGAUUCUGCCAGUGUGCCCGGAAUGUUAAUAGCUAUCUGGUGGCCACCUGCAGCAGACUUGACAUGGGCAUUCAGAAGUUUGGCUCUGACAUUACGGAUUUGGUUGUGACCAAUGUGGGUCCUAAGUACCCCAUCCUGAUGGGACCCAACUUCUUCCAGAAUCUGGGUCUUAAGAACGUGGCUUCUAUUAAGAUCGCCAACUGCACCUUGGAGUACCUGCACGCCGAGGCCUUCCACGGACUGAACGAGCUGUACGCUGUUAACUUGACGGAUGUUGGUUUGGCCAUCAUCAAUCCCGAUACCUUUGUUGGAAACAAGAAACUGCGUAUGCUGACCAUUUCGGGUAACGACUUGAGUGUGAUGUCCAGCAUUCACUAUCUUCUGAAGUCUUCCAGCAUUGAGGAGCUGGACUUCUCGCGCAACAAUCUUAUGGAGUUGAAUCCCAAGGCCUUCUCCCAGCUAUCCAAUGUCGUCUACAUCAACUUGAGCCAGAACAGUCUCAAGAAACUGCCCGAGAAGGCCUUUGAGAAGGUUACUCUUCUGGAAGAAUUGGAUCUGUCUUACAACUCGCUGACUGAACUGCCCCGCGAUAUCUUCAAUGGCACCACCCUGUCCAUACUGCACCUGAAGUACAAUACCUUCAAUGGCGAUCUGCACUUUGGCACCAAGGAUCUGCAGCAGCUGGACUUGAGCUUUAACUCGAUUGUCCAAGUGCACCACAGCAUGUUCGACAAGAUGCCCGGUCUGACCAACCUGAACCUCAAGGGCAAUGGCAUUAAGAAGAUUCAACCGGACUCGUUCCUUACUUUGAAGAACCUGCGCCACAUCGAUUUGUCGAUCAACGAUCUGGACCAGAUCUCGGGAAUGCUGUUCUUUAAGAACUCUGAGUUGGAUGUGAUCCGUUUGAACGACAAUCCUCGCCUGAGUCAGUUGCCCACCGAUGGCUUCCUGAGCUACAGUGGUGAGUUCACCGUCUACUACCUGGAUAUUUCCAAUUGCGCCAUCGGUCCACUGGGACACAAGGCCUUCUCAACAAUGCCGCAUUUGACCACCUUGAAGUUGGCCUGGAAUAACAUUAAUCAUUUGCCGCGCGAGAUUUUCACUGGACUGCACAAGCUGAUUGACUUGGAUCUGAGCAACAACCUGAUCACCCGCAUGGACGAUCUGAUCUUCAUGGACAACGGAGAGCUGACUAAGCUCAGUAUGGCUGGAAAUCCCUUUAGCCGCUUGUCCGUCCGGCUCUUCCUGCCGCUGCACCAACUACGAUCCCUGGACGUCAAUGACUGCGAGCUUACCACCCUGCUCUCCGAUCGCGACUUGGGUGUGGGUUACAAAAUCUUUGACAGCCUGCGCAGCUUCAACGCCUCUGGAAAUUUGAUCAAGAAGAUCUCUUCCGAGGAUGUAAAGAGCUUCAAGAACCUGCGCUCCCUGGAUAUCACCAACAAUCCGUUGAAGUGCACUCGCGACUUCCAGGAGUUCAUCAGCUACGUCACUCUGCAGAUGCAGAUGACUCCCAGGCGUCUGCCCGUGCUGGCUAAUCUGGAGGACGAUGCCACCAUUGUCCAGCUGGAGACUCAGGCUCAGGCCGGUUGGUCGUCUUUGGCCCACGAGGUGUGCAAGCAUGCCGAAGGAUCAGAUCUCUUGGACGAAAAGAAGGCCGACAGUGCCGAAGCCAAACUAGAGAAGCGUCUGAAGGAAAGCGAGAAGAAACUGGACGAGGAUGAGGCUAAAUUGCUGAGUGUCCUGGACAAGAGUGUGCUGGACAAGAGCAGGCUGAGCAGUAUGCAGAAGAUCAUGAAGGGAUCAGUCAAUACUGAGACCGCGAAGCCUGAGGAAGAUGCUGAGGAAGAGAACCUGAACAAUGGCGGCGAGGAUAAGGAGGAGGACAGCAGUGACUAUGACAGUGAGGAGGAUGAUGACGAUGAUGAGGACGAUGAUGACGACAACAACGAUGAUGAUCGCUUCCAGGAGGCCAAGAAGAAUGCCAAGGCCAAGGCCGAUGCCAACACAUUCGUGAACACGGAAACGAAGCCAGUCGUGUGGACCGAUAUUAUCCGCGCGGAGGAAGUAGACAUGUCUCAGGAGAAACGUGAUAAAUUCCUGCUGGAGAAACUGGGCUUCGACAGCGAAAGCGAGGAGUCGGAUGAGUACACCGAGAAGAUGAUCUUCCACGGCGAACUAUCCUACGACCUGGUGGUCCCACUGAUCGUCGUAUCCUUCUGCCUGCUGAUGAUUGUGCUGUCCAUCGCCCGAGUGAUCUACGUGGUGCUGCGCAAGCGCGGCGAGCGCUAUCGCAUGGCGCUGCUGGCCUCAAAGAACUCGUUCGUAUACCAGAAGUUGAGCGAGGACAUCGUGAAGCCAACCAGCAAGGAGCAGAAGGAGCCCAAGCAUCUGAAGCAGCCAAAGGUGCACCGAUACGCGCCCAUCAAUCAGGUCUAAGUCCACCUAGAAUCAGCAGUUCCGGGCCGGUGGCCGCGGAAGUCGAACGAGUUGCGCUGUUUUUCUAAUUUAUAAGUAUAUUGAUAGUUGAAAAAGUGGAAAAUCACAUCAGACAAUUGACUACACACAAGCACAAGAAUGUAAGAAAUAGGAGAAGGAACAGUAGGUGGCAGUUAAAAGUAUUAGCGAAAGUGCGAGGAAACAAAGCAACAACUAAAAAAUACUUGAAUCCAAAUAAGAGAUUGAAAGAGAGAGAAUAAAUCUUUGACAAAAUCCUUUAUCCUUGAAAUAUCCUGUACCAUCUAAUACUGUUAAGACCAGUCAAAGGUCCUUGGCAACAGCAGAGGUGGGUUUUCAGAGAACGCGUUUGAUUAGCAACCGUUUCGAAAGCAACGGCCUUGCAAUUUAUCAAACCUCUGUCCACAACCUAUAUCCAAUUAAUCCAUAUCCGGGAACAACUUGAAGAUUUAGUGCCAUUUUGCCAAAAUUCAAACCGAGCGAAAAUUACUUAAACACAUUAAGGUUUCUAAACUGAGCAUCAAGUCAGGAACAAGAAACGAGAAGCGAAGAACAGAAAGUAGUAAGAGUUUUAGAUGUGGGUCUGUGUAGCAAACGGCUAGGAGACUCCCUAGAAUGACGUCUGAUUUUUAAUCUGAUCAAGAGAUGAGAGAAAUAAUUAAUGCGUAAACUAUGUUAAGACUUUUUUAUUAUCUUUUUUCCAAUCGAAGGCAAGUAACCCCUUGACCUAUUCGACAUUGAAACCAAUUCCGAAAACAAUAAAUUAUUUUAACCAAA
This is a messenger RNA of Drosophila sechellia, 4113 nucleotides long. RefSeq names its product leucine-rich repeat domain-containing glycoprotein 150 (gene Gp150). NCBI's taxonomy places the organism in Eukaryota, Metazoa, Arthropoda, Insecta, Diptera, Drosophilidae. The coding region runs from base 178 to 3318 and encodes 1046 amino acids. The transcript has 6 exons. Gene Ontology annotation, molecular function: protein binding. The record is from RefSeq and is a predicted model, not a curated record.